AUGAUAUAUGUAUGGGAGUUGCCAACACCUGAUUUAAUAAUUUCUAUUACCGGUGGUGAAAAAACAUUCAAAAUGGCUCAACGGAUAAGAAAUGAAUUCCAACGUCAUUUAGUUUCAAUUGCUAUUCACUCAGAUGCAUGGAUUUUUACCGGUGGUGCAGAUUCCGGUGUGAUGAAAGAAGUUGGUGAUGCUGUUGAUAUUUCUCGAUAUAAAAGUACAGACAGACCAAAACAACUUUCAUGUAUUGGUAUAGCAAAUUGGUAUUUUACAACAGAUUAUGAACAACUACAAAGCGAACGAGAAAGAGCUCCGUGUGGUCCAUUAUAUCCGGAUAGUCCUCAGUUGUAUCGGAUUCGACCAAUUGAAAACCAAGAAAUAAGCAAAAGCAAUCCACUAAAUCCGGAUCAUACACAUUUUAUAUUGUUAGAAGAUGAUUAUGGACCGGAUACCGCCGAGGCGAGAAACCAACAUUUUCUGCAAACAAAUCGUGAUUUAACCAUUACGCGUAACAAUCUUGCUUUAGAACUCCGUGCUGGAAUAGAAGAUGAAGCAAGGAAUGCAUAUAAAACAAAAAAUGUGACACUUGUUCAAAUAUUGUUAAACGGUGGACGAUCAUCUUUAUCAACCGUUUUUAAUGCUAUUGAAAGAAAUAUUCCAGUUAUUGUUAUCAACAAUACUGGUCAAUUGGCUAAACUGAUUGCCGAAACCUUUAAAGAAAUCUAUCCUUUGUACAAACCUGAAGAAUUAAAAUCAGAGGAAACCCGAAAAGCAAAUGCGACAGCACGGAAAGAAAAAGUUUUGACACCAGCAUUUGUUGAAGAACACAGUGGUGACGAGGAAAUUAUUCCAAAAAAAUAUAUGCAAGAAUUUAUUAACAUGAUCCAAUCUCUAAAAGGUUACUAUCUCAUUAACAUACUUGAUUAUGACAAUGAGGGUCAUGCAUUAAGAACAUCCACAUUUUGGGAGGACACAUUGAACAUUUCUUAG
This is a messenger RNA of Didymodactylos carnosus, 987 nucleotides long. The record is from the annotation of a GenBank genome assembly. Lineage: Eukaryota; Metazoa; Rotifera; Eurotatoria; Philodinida; Philodinidae.